Impatiens glandulifera is the source of this 2394-nucleotide messenger RNA. Its product is annotated as probable inactive receptor kinase At2g26730. The record is from RefSeq and is a predicted model, not a curated record. Gene Ontology annotation, biological process: protein phosphorylation. The transcript is spliced from 2 exons. Lineage: Eukaryota; Viridiplantae; Streptophyta; Magnoliopsida; Ericales; Balsaminaceae. Gene Ontology annotation, molecular function: protein kinase activity; protein binding; ATP binding. The coding region runs from base 167 to 2113 and encodes 648 amino acids.
UUCCUUAUACCUUAAGCUCCCACCUUUCUCUCUCUACUGUAAACAAAUUCUCUCUCUUCUCAUCCAUGGCCGCCGGUCGUCGGAAAAUGCAUUCCGGGCACUUCCCCAUGGAAUCCGGCAAGUAACGCCGAUCAAACCCCAUUUUCACUUUCUUUAACUGAUAUCAAUGGCGUUGAUUUCUGUAAAUAAGAUUCUUCUGUUUACUCUGUUUUUUGCUUUGUUCAUUAACUGGGUUGAUUCUGAUAUCACUCAAGAAAAACAAGCUUUACUUGAUUUCAUUUCACAAAUUCGUCAUGAAAAUCGACUUCAAUGGAACCCAAAUCAAUCUGUCUGCAAUUGGGUUGGUGUCGGUUGUGAUUCAACUCAAUCAUCGGUUCUUUCUCUCCGACUUCCCGGCGUUGGUCUUGUCGGUUCAAUUCCAUCUAAUACACUUGGAAGAUUAUCUCAGCUAAGAGUACUCAGCCUACGUUCUAAUCGUCUCUCCGGUCAGAUUCCUUCUGAUUUCUCCAAUUUGAAGUUCCUUAGGAGCAUCUAUCUGCAGGAUAAUAUGUUCUCCGGCGGAUUCCCGACUAGUUUAACUGAAUUGAUUCGCCUGAAUCGAAUAGAUCUCUCCCAUAACAACUUCACCGGAUCUGUACCUUUUUCACUCAACAAUUUGACUCAUUUGACUGGUCUUUUCUUAGAAAACAAUGGGUUUUCUGGAAAUCUACCCAGUAUUAACUCAGAAAGCUUAACAGAUUUCAAUAUCUCGAAUAAUAAUCUCAAUGGAUCGAUACCCACUUCCCUAUCGAAGUUUCCGGCGUCAUCAUUCGCCGGAAAUAUCGACCUCUGCGGCGGUUCAUUACAGCCAUGUAACCCAUUCUUCCCUUCCCCAUCUCCAUCUCCAACGUCGCCGGAGAAGCAAAUAAAGAAAACCCACAAAAAGCUCUCGACAGCCGCCAUUGUAGCUAUAUCAAUCGGAGCUGGCGUCAUUUUCCUGUUACUACUCUUAAUCCUAGUUAUCUGCUUCCGCCGGAAACAGAACAAUCGCGAUCCUUCAACUACCCCAAAACCGCCGGUAACAGCUCGAUCCAUUCCUGCUACAGGGAUGGAAGCUGGAACGUCGUCGUCAAAGGACGAUGUCACCGGUGGAUCGACUGAAGGAGGGGAGAGAUCAAACAAACUAGUGUUUGUCGGCGGCGGCGGUUACAGUUUCGAUUUAGAAGAUCUCCUCAGAGCGUCGGCGGAAGUUUUGGGUAAAGGUAGUAAUGGUACAUCGUAUAAAGCUGUUCUUGAAGAAGGCACAACUGUUGUUGUUAAACGUUUGAAAGAUGUCGUGGCGACUAAGGAUUUCCAAACGCAAAUGGAGAUUCUGGGUAAGAUUAAACACGACAAUGUACUGUCUUUGGUUGCUUAUUACUAUUCAAAGGAUGAAAAAUUGCUUGUUUAUGAAUACAUGCCCGCCGGUAGCUUAUCAGCUCUUCUUCACGGUAGCAGAGGAUCCGGGCGAACCCCAUUGGAUUGGGAUAGUCGAGUUCGAAUAGCAACAGGGGCUGCGAAGGGUUUAGCUCAUUUACAUGAAUCAGGAAAAGUGGUUCAUGGGAACAUAAAAGCAUCAAAUGUUCUUCUCCGACAAGAUCAGGAUUCAUGCAUAGCUGAUUUCGGUCUCGCCCCACUCUUUGCAGCCGUGCCACCGAACAGAAUUGCAGGGUAUCGUGCUCCCGAGGUAAUGGAGACAAGGAAGGCAACAUUCAAAUCCGAUGUUUACAGUUUUGGUGUUCUACUUCUCGAACUUCUAACUGGUAAAUCGCCAAAUCAAGCUUCAUUAGGAGAUGAAGGUGUUGAUCUACCAAGAUGGGUACAAUCAGUUGUUAGAGAAGAAUGGACUGCUGAAGUUUUCGAUGUUGAAUUGAUGAGAUAUCAUAACAUUGAAGAAGAAAUGGUUCAAUUGCUUCAAAUUGCAAUGACAUGUGUUUCGCCUGUUCCUGAUCAAAGGCCGGCUAUGGUGGAUGUUGUUCGUAUGAUUGAAGAGAUGAACAGAGGUGAGAUUGGCGGCGAUGGUUUACGGCAGUCGUCGGACGGGCAAACGCCGGCGAGGAAGUCAAAGAGUUCACCACAAGAGGUUACACCUUAAAAAGACAUUUUGUUUUUUUGCCGGUGGGAUGUUUGUUUACCGGCAUCCUUAAAAUGCGCGGGGUGCGUAAUGAACUGGGACUUUUGAUUGGUGGGGAUUUCAACUUCCAAUCUUGUUUUUAAUAGUAUUUAAUAUUUUUUAUUUUGAGGUAAAAAAAAAUUGUGCAUGAAUUCUUCUAUAUAUUAGUCAGGUUUGAGUGGUUGUAAUUGUUCUUUUCCUUUUGUGUUUUUGUGGGUUGUGGACUUAAGAAAAUAGAAGAUGGUUGGUGGUCUAUUUUGAAA